Anguilla anguilla (European eel) is the source of this 1180-nucleotide messenger RNA. RefSeq names its product receptor activity-modifying protein 1-like. Gene Ontology annotation, cellular component: signaling receptor complex; membrane; cell surface. The transcript has 4 exons. Gene Ontology annotation, biological process: protein localization to plasma membrane; cellular response to hormone stimulus; calcium ion transport. NCBI's taxonomy places the organism in Eukaryota, Metazoa, Chordata, Actinopteri, Anguilliformes, Anguillidae. The record is from RefSeq and is a predicted model, not a curated record. Gene Ontology annotation, molecular function: coreceptor activity. Bases 45 to 596 code for a protein of 183 amino acids.
UUUUCUUAUCUCACUCUCCUCAACAAUAUUAGAGACCUAGAUAUAUGCCUGCUUAUUUACUCCAUCUGAAGACUUCUCAGUGCCCUCUGCACUCUGAGGAGAGCUCUCAUUACAAAAUGACCACCCUGCUACCCUUUGUUCUCUUUCCAGUGCUGCUCUGGGGUGGAGCUCUACAAAUCAACGGAACCAAGGAAGAUGAUGAGUCCUUCCAGGAGCAAGAGAAAUUCCUCGGUUCUCACUGCAAUGAGAACCUUUUGGAACUGUACAGCACUGAUUGCCGGCUCCUGUUCCAAGAGGACAUGCUUGACACUAAUAAGGAGCUCUGGUGUGACUGGCAGUCAGUCAUAAGGCCAUACGACAAGCUGACUGUGUGUUUGGAGUACAUCACGGGCAAACUAGACUGCUUCUACCCAAAUCACAUUGUGGAAAAGGUCUUCCUACAGGCCCAUUCCUUCUACUUCCAGUACUGCCGUGACCAGGAAGAUGGCUUCAACGAUCCCCCUCAUUAUGUGUCAGUUUCCCUCACCCUAGUGCCGGUUUGCCUCAUUCCUAUCCUUGUUUCCCUGGUGGUUUGGAAGAGCAAGGUAAAGGAAUGAGGGAGAUCAUCUGGUGGGACAGCACGGUUGGAUACUAGAUGGAACACUUUCCUGAAGAUCUUCCGGUGUAGAGCUGUGAAUUUGGGAUCAUAAAUGCAAAGCUGUGACUGCUUUAAGCUAUUGAUCUUAUGUUUUUUUUUUUUUGAAAGUCUGUGCGUGUGUGUGUAUCUGUGUCUGUGCACGUGUUUAGAUGUGCUUGAAUCAGCUUCUCCAGGAAUAAUUGAAUUGUCUUAAACACAGUUCCAAAGCUAUGUCUAUAAAGGUUACUAAGGAAUGGAAUCUAAAUGCAUUUAAUCGACGUAGCACUAAAACCUACUUUACAUUUCAAAACAAAAAAAUUGAAAUGCAUAAUUAAAUGCAUUUUUAAUACACAGUAUGGAGAAGCAAAGAGAGGCUGCUUCUGAUUCCACUGCGCAUCACUGAGCCUUUUGUCUGCUGGACUACUUUUUAACAAAAAUCACUGCAACACAGUACUGAUGAUGCUGAGUCAGGCCACUGCUUCUUCUGCAUGUUACUGUAAUUGUAAAAAUGAGGACAAUUUUAUUUCAUGUGCUUUCAUGCAAAUAAAAACAAGUUAAGGUUUA